Molecule: messenger RNA, 1339 nt
Organism: Salmo salar (Atlantic salmon)
Lineage: Eukaryota; Metazoa; Chordata; Actinopteri; Salmoniformes; Salmonidae
Product: replication protein A 32 kDa subunit
Biological process (GO): nucleotide-excision repair; double-strand break repair via homologous recombination; DNA replication
Cellular component (GO): DNA replication factor A complex; chromosome, telomeric region; site of double-strand break
Molecular function (GO): single-stranded DNA binding
Source: RefSeq, a predicted model, not a curated record
GUGAGCUGAAAUGUGGUAAUCUGUCAAGAGUUGCACCUUUCAGUCUUAUGGGAUAGUUCUAAUGAUCAAAUGUAACUAAAAUCCCUCUUCCAACAACACGUGGGGUCAAGUGGUCAGUCCUCCAGAUGAUGCCGUGCACUGUGUCCCAACUGCUGUCUGCCACGGCUGCCAGGGAAGUCUUCAGUGUUGGUGACAUUGAGGUCAACCAGGUAUCUGUGGUGGGUAUCGUCAGGAGAACGGUUCCCUCAGUAAACAAUGUCUUGUACUCCGUGGACGACAUGACUGGACCACCAUUGGGCGUGAAGCUCUGGGUGGACACUGCAGAUCCUGGUGUGGACAGUACUUUUGUUUCCCCAGGGACUUAUGUCAAGGUCUCUGGAAGUCUGCGUAUCAUUCAGGGCCAAAGAUCAUUGGUGGCUUUCAACCUCUGUUGCCUUGAGGACCUGAAUGAGAUCACCUCUCACAUGCUGGAGGUAGUGCAGGCCCACAUGCAGCACAACAGGAACCCGUGUGGUGGUAAUCUUGGAGAUGGAGACGCGUCAACCUAUGGGCUGAGUGCCAGUCAGAGCCAGGUGUUGAACCUGAUCAGGAGUUGCUCAGACUCCAAGCCCAGGGGCAUCAGUCUAGAGGAGCUAGACAUUAAGCUGGGGUACCUCAGCAUGACUGCCAUCAGCCAGACCUUGGAGUUUCUAAUCAGCGAAGGCCACAUCUUCUCCACCAUCGAUGACAAGCAUUUCAGGUCCACUACUGGCUAGGCCCCCAAACUCAACUCUGGACCUUGAAGCCAGUCCACUGCAUGUUUUCAUUGUUCCCCUCUAAUCAGUGGAUGAUUCGGUGUGAGUGCAAUUAUCAGGUAGAACAGAACCAGCAGGUUCUGGACCUCAUAGGGUAAGAGUUGUUACCUCUGGGUUAGAGAAUGUCUUCUGUUUCAGGUCAACUUACAUCAAUGGCUAUAGGAUGUUUUUAAAUAAAAACGUAGAACAUUUUGGUUUAUCAACAUGCAUGCCCGUUACUUUUUAUGAUUUGUUAUUUAUAUUAUUUACACUCAAAUAUGGUGACGCUGUGGCCUAAUUUAUUUUAUAUUGUUUAUUUUGUUUUGAGGUCCUCUGGUAUGUGACAGCUGAUGUACAGUGUAAAAUGUUGAUUGGAUAUAUGAUUGCUUGGUGAAAUGUCAUUAUGCAAUGAAAAUAAUGAAUCAUCAAAAUUGUAUUGUCUUGAUUUGCUAAACAAACAAAAUAUGUUGACGCAAACCUCCACAAUCGUGGGAAACUUGUUAUAAAUCUACCCCCAAACAAUAUGAUCUCCAACGUAUAUAGCAUAGACAUUUAAACCAGGGGAA